Molecule: messenger RNA, 3417 nt
Organism: Formica exsecta
Lineage: Eukaryota; Metazoa; Arthropoda; Insecta; Hymenoptera; Formicidae
Exons: 2
Coding region: 1-3417 (1138 amino acids)
Source: RefSeq, a predicted model, not a curated record
AUGCCGAAAAACUUCGCAAACUUACUCGCGCAACAGCACUUGACGAUACAGCUGAUUGCGCGCAUCCUCACGAAUUAUAGAAAACUGGGCAAGGAUAAAUUCACAACUGUGAAGACUCGCUCUAGACUAUCGGAUCUUGAUAAAUUGUGGAGUGAGUGUCGUUCCUUGCACACUCAACUUCAACAGGCGGCUUCCGAGAAGGACCUGCGGCAGCACGAAUAUUUCGUCAACGAGGCUUUCUUCGAGGCAGCGACGGAGUACGAAUCGUCAAAGGAUGCGCUGAUGGAGCUACUUCCUCAACAAUCUUCGGAUAUCGCUUCCGUCAAACAGAUCAACCCGGACGGUUCCUCGGCAAGUAUCGACCCGCACGAUAGUUGUAACUUCGCAUUACCAAAGAUUAAAAUACCUCCAUUCAACGGCGAUUUGAUUAAAUGGGAAGGCUUCCGCGAUUCUUUUGAAGCGUUAAUUGACAUGCAGAAGUUAAGUGCGCGAACAAAACGCGAGUGGAAUCUUCGAUUGGGAAUCUCAAAGGAUUAUCCCACUUACGCGAAAUUAAUCAAGUUCGUUACUGAAAGAAUUCAAGGCUUGACUUUGCAAGAAGACAAUAUAGAAUAUUCUUCUUCCCGCGUUGCAAGCGAAAAGCCAGCGAAGAAUAAAUUUCAUGUCUCGGUUCACAACGUGACUCUUCGAAAAUGUGCCUGCUGUUCAAAUAAUCAUUUUACGGUGUAUUGUCCGAAGUUUAGGAAAAAAUCGAUCGAUGACCGAUACAGUGUCGCGCGUCAAUCGCGUCUAUGCUUUAACUGUUUAAAACUCGGGCAUUUUCCGGCCAAGUGUAAGAGUGAGAAGCGAUGUUCAAAGUGUCAACAAUUGCACAAUACAUUAUUGCAUCGCGACUCCUUCUCACUUUCUUCGAAUGCAGCUGCAGCAACUACUGCAACUACUGCGUUAGUAGUACCUGCAUCAUCCAUAUCGGCUAAGGACUCAGAGCCGUCGGAUACGGCUGAGGUGCAUUGCAUUUCUUCGCUCAAAUGUACCAUACCGCACGAAAAGAGAAUAUUGCUAACUGAGUCUCCAUCGGCCGUAUUUCUCGCGACCGCGAUAGUUAGACUGCGUACUUUGGAAGGAGGAGAGAUCACGGUGCGGGCCCUCCUGGAUCAAGGUUCCUCAUGCAGUUUCAUUACUGAAUCUUUGGCCCAAAGAUUACGCGCUCCGCGUCAGCAGGCAAAUUUACACGUCUCCGGCUUUGGUGAACGCUACAACGGCGUUGCAAAAUCAUAUAUCAUUCUCACGCUCCUUCCGGCCCACGCCCAUAAUCCUAAACUCCCACUCCGAGCAUAUAUCUAUCAAAAAAUUACCGCUUAUACCGCUACGAAAUAUCGAGCAUUUGGAACGUGGCCACAUUUGCGAAAUUUGACGCUCGCUGAUCCGGAUCCCACGAGUCAUGGAUCCAUUGAUCUGCUCAUCGGGGCUGACCUUUACGGAACCUUAUUGCUUGGCGAGGUGCGCCGAGGUUUGGUCGGAUCUCCGACUGCCCAGUCUACCGUCUUGGGGUGGAUCGUCUCCGGCCCUGGAGAUGCCUGCGGUUCGGAUCGUGCAACACCUACCCCCGUACUGAAUUGCGUCGCUACAUCUGACGUCGACUCCUUAUUAAAAAGGUUUUGGGAGCUUGAAGAAGUACCAGCAGAGCGCUCCUUCUCUCCAGAGGAUGAUCAAUGUGAACGUCAUUUUGUCGAAACUCACUCUCGGACGGCCUCAGGAAGAUAUAUCGUUAGAUUGCCAUUCCGCGUUCAACCUCCUAUCCCGAUCGGGGAAUCUCGCGACAAGGCGUUAAAGAUCUAUCGUCGCAAUGAAAACCGACUGGCCAUGAUUCCGCUAGUUGCUGCGGAAUAUAAUCAAUUUCUCUCGGACUACGAAACCAUGGGACAUAUGGAACGCGUUGACGAUAAGGAAGCUCCUCGCUCGGCCUCUUAUCUUCCCCAUCAUCCGGUUUUCCGUGAAGAUAGUCUUACGUCUCAUUUACGCGUCGUUUUUAACGCGUCUAGUAUAUCGUCAAACGGUACGAGUUUAAAUGACCAUCUACUUACUGGUCCAAAAUUACAACAAGAUAUUGCUGCUAUUAUUCUAAAUUGGCAAAAGCAUCAAUUCGUCUAUAUGGCGGACAUCGCAAAAAUGUUUCGCCAGAUCCUAAUUCACCGUGAUGAAGCGGAUUAUCAACGCAUCUUUUGGCGACCGCCGACUUCGCCGCAUAUUCUUCCUUUCAGAUUACUGACUGUGACUUACGGAACCGCGCCUGCUCCCUUCCUAGCAAUGCGAGUGCUUCAACAGCUCACUGAGGACGACGGCGAAGCCUUUCCCGAGGCUGUCCAAGUUUUGCGAAAUUCCAUUUAUGUGGACGAUGUACUAUUUGGAGCCGACAACCUUGAAGAAGCACGAAAAAUUCGAAGCCAACUGAUCGCGUUACUGGAACGUGGUGGAUUUCAUCUAAGAAAGUGGGCACCUAACAAUAGCUCUCUACUUGAGGAUAUCCCAGCUGGCGAUCACGAGCUAGCUCGUGGUUUCCCUUUUGCCGACAACGAGUCGCUCAAAGUAUUAGGUCUCUCGUGGUUUCCUAAUGAGGAUUGCUUUCGAUUUCAGAUCUCGAAACUAGAAAAUACGGAUCCUACGAAACGUGCAGUUCUAUCAUUCAUUGCACGCCUCUUUGACCCUCUCGGUUGGGCCUCGCCGGUAAUUAUUACCGCCAAAAUUUUAAUUCAGGAUCUAUGGUUGCGAAAAAUAGAUUGGGACGCGUCGCUUCCGGAAGAUUUAUUACUGAAAUGGCGAGCUUAUUAUGCAACAUUUCCGCAACUGGUAAGUUGUCAAAUUCCACGUUGGAUGGGAACACAUCGAGACUGCAUUGCUUUGGAACUGCACGGUUUCUCAGACGCGUCCGAACGAGCAUAUUCCGCGGUCGUCUAUUUGCGUUCGAUGCAUGAAAUGAACGAUAUACGCGUCUCAUUACUAGCGGCUAAGUCUAAGGUUGCACCUCUAAAGACUAUUAGCCUCCCGCGACUUGAACUCAAUGGCGCUCUUCUAUUAGUUCGUUUGCUGGAUUUUAUUCGAACCUCUCUAACACUAAAGAACAUCCCCAUACACGGAUGGGUUGACUCGACGGUAACCUUAGCUUGGAUUUCGCAGCACCCCACCAAGUGGAAAACUUAUGUCGCUAAUCGCGUCUCCGAGAUUCAAACAAAAGUACCAGAAUUAAAGUGGCAUCAUGUUCCGUCGCGAGAAAAUCCCGCAGAUUGUGCUUCACGUGGUAUUGCGGUGUCCGAGUACAUCUCGCAUCCAUUGUGGUGGCGAGGCCCUUCAUGGUUAUCAAAACCAUCCGUCUUCUGGCCGUCCUCGAAUUCUACCAAAAGCCUCGAUACAGUGGUUUAG